Tremella mesenterica DSM 1558 is the source of this 2595-nucleotide messenger RNA. RefSeq lists its product as uncharacterized. NCBI's taxonomy places the organism in Eukaryota, Fungi, Basidiomycota, Tremellomycetes, Tremellales, Tremellaceae. The record is from RefSeq and is a predicted model, not a curated record. The transcript is spliced from 7 exons. Bases 1 to 2595 code for a protein of 864 amino acids.
AUGAUCGAUUAUUGGGCACUCGAACCUGAUGGUAAAGUUCAUAUAUUACCGGUGGACGAGGAUGAUGUUCAAAGAAGUGGUGAUGAGAUGAGUGGUGAAGAGGUAGAGUGGAGUUUUGGAGUUCAAGCUGAUAAACAAGUCACCUACGCCGUCUCAGCCGGUCAAUUACUUCUCGUACCAGUCCUCAUCUUCCUAGCAUGGUCAAAACCUCGCACUUCCACACUAUUCCUCGCUCUUGAAUUACUUCUAUUCGUAGUAUCAUCAACAUGGGACCUCAUAUUGCGUCUUCUCACAGUUUCCAACACCACAUUCCAAAUGCAAGAUUUAGCUCUUGGAAUCGUUUCUUCUCUCCCAGCAUUGAGUUUCUUGAUGUUCGCCACUGCGCUAUAUGUGGGGGAAAUUAGAGGACAACUUCCAGAGGUUUGGAAGAGCAGUGUGGCUACACAUGCGUUUGGAGUGCUGAUUUUACCUUUGGUACCCAUCUCUUUCGUCGGGGCUUUGUUGGGUGGGGUUUUGUUGGUUCAAUAUGAUGACAAAGUACUGGCAUUCGACGACUCAUCCGAUUUGGUAACUCACGAUAUCAUAUCCAUUGCAGGCGCUGGAGCAGGCGCUCUUUUUCUUCUUUUCCCCACUAUCCUUAUUCUUUACCUCUGCCUCCACCACACCCCAGCCAGACUCUGGUACAUCCUCAUAUCCUUAGGUCUCUUCAUCGCUCUAUCCGAGAUCGCCCUUACACCACUACCAUUCACCUUCCCGACCAUCAUCCUUCGUCGGGCCUUACGAUUUUCCAGUCGACUUAUCCUGGUUCUAGGCCUUUUGGGAUUAUAUCUCGCUGUCCCAGAUCGACAGAGUUUAUCUCAUAGGAGAUUAGAUAGUGAAGAUGGGCAUCAUAAUCCUGAUGAACCGGCCUCAAAGUCUCCACGACUGACAGAGGGAAAGGAUGGGGGCGAGGCGAAAGAGAAAAGUGGGAAAAGUAAGAAGAAGAAGCCGGAACCACUUCGGAUUGGCGCACCGGUAAAUGGAACUUUCAGGAGAUUGUCGACCGACGCCACGAGGGAGUUUUACUCCAAUCACGCAAAAGUCAGAGGGGUCGAAAUUCAUGUACCUGUGGAAAGGGUGGUUUUCCGAACUCCCGCUGCUCGAGCGCCUAUCCUCAGCUUCGCAGGAUCCAUCUUUGACCAAGACGCCCUUACAGAGCUCGCGGAAGUCAUUCGUCGUCGUCCUCCCCCUUCACCGCAACCUGAGCCUCUGACAGCGAGAAGUACCAAGAAAUACGCUGGAAGCAUAUACGAUCCUGGUCGGAUAUCUGUGCUCGGUUCUGACCUCGCUCAAUGGCCACCCACAGCCACUGCAUCUUUAUCUCCACCAGGAGAUUCCAGAUCAGGAUUGACCAGUCCUAUUUACCCAACAAGAGGACAGAGGGAACCACCAGGACGAAUGAGGUCUAAUCGAUCUCGUCGACAAAACUCCGAUGCACGUGAAUUACGAUAUCAGCAAAGCCGAUAUAAUUCCCAGACGAUACGAAAUGCCCCAGCCUCUAGAGUUCCGCCUGGGUUUCAAGAUGACUAUACGACGGAUGAGAUGACCGAAUCUGAAUUGAGAGGUCCAAGAAUGGUUCAUCCCUUUGCCAUGGGAGCGGAUCUUGAUGUACCGGUAUCUGCUGGAGAAGAUGAUUUGGUGAGAAUACGAGAUAUACCCAGAUAUCGGACUGGCGAUGUCACCAUUUCCGAGGCGUUGCCGAGGACAAAUUCGGUUAGACGUAAACCUGUGCCAGCUUAUGAAGUGGUUGAUCGUCGUAUGUCACGUUCGGUGCCCAUUGAGGUGGCCUCAUUGAGGGAAAGAUAUAUCCCUGGGAGAAGAGACCAAAUAGAGGAAGAAAAUCGAAGUCGAAUGGAAAAGAUGGGACCCUCCACAGCGACAUCUUGGCAGAGCACGGUGAUACCGAGUCCACCACCACCCAAUCCUAGAAGAGAAACAGACCCUAAUCUCGCUCUUUCCCCAAUCGUCUCGCCCACGUCGGAAUAUUCCACACAGGAUCAACACAAGUCACUGUUCUUUGCUACGCCUGACGAAACACCCGAAUCAACCCUACGCGGAUCAACACGAACGUCUCGCACCGUGUCUUCUAGGAGACCGUCCGAUGAGAGUCUGAUUCAUGGAGCAAGGGACAGUAUGCUUUUGCCGACACCAGACUUCUCCAGGCGAUCAGAGGGAUUUCCAAGGGAAAAGUUGUCACGCCAAGCCUUAACGGAGGAGGUUCUGGGACAAGAGUAUGACGAGGACAUGGCGAGCAACAUGAGCGGGAUGGCCACAAGAGGAUCGGAAGUGGGCGUGAGAGCCGUCAGGGAGGCGUUCAGGAUGAGGAGAGUAGAAGACACUAGAAUAUCCACCCAGCCGUCCGAAGUCAGCGUCAUGGCAAGUCUGUCGAGACUGCAAAGAGAUGCCGGAAUCGAAGCGGAUCCUAAAAGAUUAGACAACAUAUCGGAGCUGAGGUUCAGUAUUAGCACCAUGGAGAGCGAGGACCUAACACCUCGUGCAAAUCGCACUAGUGAGACACCCGCGGUAGCCGAAAUAGGGGCGUGGUGGGCCAGAUGA